AUGACCACAUAUACCCGCGACCAAGUUCGCACACACAAAACGGACGAUUCAACAUGGUGCAUCAUAGACAGCAUAGUGUACGACCUGACGGACUUCCUGGACGCACACCCCGGAGGCGAGGCCGUUCUGCGACAGGUGGCGGGCCAGGACGCCACCGACGCCUUCUACAACCUCCACCGGCACGAGGUUCUGGACCGGUACGCCUCCCUGGCCGUGGGCAGCGUCGCAGGCGAGGCACGGCAGGUGGUUGUGCGGCAGCCCGGCGAGACCAGCCCGGUGCCGUAUUCGGAGCCCCUCUGGCUCACCCGCCCCUUCCGGUCGCCCUACUACGACGAGAGCCACGCGCGGCUGCAGCGGGCGGCCCGCGACUUCACCGACCGCCACCUCCUGCCCGAGGCGGACGAGUGCGAGCUCACGGGGCGGUACAUGAGCGAUGAGAUGGUGCGGCGCAUGGAGCGUAACGGCAUCCUGCGCAUGCGCCUCGGACCGGGUCCCCACCUCCACGGGCGCGACCUCUUUGACGGGGCCGUCGACGGCCGCAGCUUCAAUUACUUCCACAUGCUCGUCCUGGCACAGGAGAUGGCGCGCACCAUGACCCGGGGCUUCCAGGACGGCAACAUGGCCGGCAUGACGAUCGGGCUCACCGCCGUGCUCAACUGGAUGCCCGAUUCACCGCUGAAGACGGACGUGUGCGACAGCGUGUUCUCGGGCCGGAAGAAGAUCUGUCUGGCCAUAACGGAGGCAUUCGCUGGCUCGGAUGUCGCGGGGGUGCGUACCGCGGCCCAAAAGACGCCUGACGGGAAAUUCUUUAUUGUUAAUGGAACAAAGAAGUGGAUCACCAAUGGCACCUUUAGCGACUUCUUCGUCACCCUGGUCCGCACCGGGCAGGCAAACGAUGCCUUUACCGUUCUGCUGAUCCCCCGCUCCGAGGGCGUCGAGACGAAGCCCAUCCGAACGUCGUAUUCGGCCUCGGCAGGCACUGCCUUUGUCACGUACGACAAUGUCAGGGUGCCGGUGGAGAAUGUCGUCGGCCAAGAGAACAGCGGGCUUCGAGUCAUCUUUUCCAAUUUCAAUCAUGAGCGGUGGGCCAUGGUCUGCACCGUCACGUCCCAAUGCCGGCUUGUCGUUGAAGAGUCUCUCAAAUGGGCCAAUCAGCGCGCCAUGGCUGGAAAGCGUCUGAUCGACCAACCAGUCGUCCGUCAAAAACUUGCAAAGAUGAUUGCCCUGACAGAGGCCAAUCAGGCCUGGCUCGAGACGAUCACGCAUCAGAUGUGCAUGAUGCCCUACGCCGAGCAGGUCAAGCACCUCGCCGGACCCAUCGGGCUCCUCAAGAUGAGCGCCACCCGCGCUGCACACGAGGUUGCCGACGAGGCCGUGCAGAUCUGGGGCGGGCGCGGCGUCACCCAGACGGGCAUGGGUCGCAAGAUAGAGGCCUUCCACCGGACCUACAAAUUCGAUGCCAUCCUGGGCGGGGCCGAAGAAGUCGUCGCCGACCUGGGAGUGCGGCAGGCCGUCAAGAACUUCCCCAAGGCUAGGCUAUAA
Geosmithia morbida is the source of this 1542-nucleotide messenger RNA. Its product is annotated as Acyl-CoA dehydrogenase, N-terminal domain. The record is from RefSeq and is a predicted model, not a curated record. Gene Ontology annotation, molecular function: flavin adenine dinucleotide binding; heme binding; acyl-CoA dehydrogenase activity. Bases 1 to 1542 code for a protein of 513 amino acids. The transcript is spliced from 4 exons. Lineage: Eukaryota; Fungi; Ascomycota; Sordariomycetes; Hypocreales; Bionectriaceae.